Molecule: messenger RNA, 1914 nt
Organism: Hypoxylon trugodes
Lineage: Eukaryota; Fungi; Ascomycota; Sordariomycetes; Xylariales; Hypoxylaceae
Exons: 5
Coding region: 271-1860 (529 amino acids)
Biological process (GO): DNA-templated transcription; regulation of DNA-templated transcription
Cellular component (GO): nucleus
Molecular function (GO): DNA-binding transcription factor activity, RNA polymerase II-specific; zinc ion binding; DNA binding
Source: RefSeq, a predicted model, not a curated record
CAAUUGAGCGGCAUCUUCGAAUCUAUCUUACACCUAAACCCUUUCAUGUGAGCGGACUUUAGUUUCCAAUACCAAGGAGAACUUGUUCGACUAUAUCGUAUCGCCCCAUGAUAAAAUCAGAUCAAUGAGUCAUCUUAUUAAUAAUAUGGAAGCUCAUGAUAUAAAGCCGCUCUACGGGGCACGUCGUAGUCGACCGUUGUCCGAAAGUCCGCUUCUGCCAUGCUCUGAGAGCGGAAUUUACGAAAUUCACAGGAACGUCUAAAGCGAAAGAUGGAUCGACGAGCUCGAUUUUCUUGCGUUGCUUGUCGACGGUUAAAGCGCAAAUGUCCUAAGGAAUUACCUUCUUGUUCUUUGUGCCUUCGACUUGAGAAAAGAUGUCAGUAUCCACCACGGGCUAGAAACCAACCCGAGGACGUAAACGAGGACGUUAACUUGCAGGCCGUGAGCACCACAACGGGCGAAUUGUCCCUGAGGAGUAGGGGAUCUAUCCCAGAGGCUCCUGAAUCUAUUAACACAUUCCCGGCUCUGUUCUUUUUAGAUUCUGGGAUUUGCACGAAACCUUUAUUCGCAGACUUCAAUCAAAGGAGAGGUCCCCCAGCACUAUUUGACAAUGUUUCCACGGAGAAACUUGAAGUCUGCGAGACCUAUUUCUCAACAAUCCACCAAUGGCUACCCAUAUUAAGUAGAAAAUGUAUCCGUCGCCAUAUGAUUGAACAUGAAUUGGCCCAACUUCCCCAGUACGACCUCUUAUUUCUGAGUAUGGAGUUAGUCUCGCGGCCUCUAUUACCGGGAACGAUUGCUAGAGAAAACAAGAUGUACUUGAAUGUACUACAGGCCUUACUCCAAGUGGAGAAUUCGUGUCUUCCAUCCCCGCAACUUCUGCAGUCUCUCAUCUUAAUCGCAACCUAUGAGAUUGGACAUGCGAUAUAUCCAGCUGCUUAUUUGCGCGUUGGUUACGCCUCUAGGCUCUGCAUUAUGAUAGGACUACACGACCGCAAAAAUGCAGCUCAGCUAUUUAAGGAUACGCCAACAUGGACAGCGCGGGAAGAAGAACGUCGAGCGUGGUGGGCAGUAUUUUGUCUUGACAGGAUGACGAAUCAGGGGAUUAAGGGACUGCCUUUAUCAGCACCCGAGCCAAGCCCGGGGGAAUUGAUGCCAUCCCCAGAAGCCCCAUGGGACGAAGGAGGGAUCGGCUUCAAUGAACCCUUAUUCGCAACCUCAUUCUCCAACAAUACGAGUCUAGGGUCAUUCGCCAACGUGUGUCAAGCAGGACAUAUCCUCGGUCGUGUUCUACGCCAUCGCGAUGAAGUCAAUAGUAGUAACAUAAGCCUCGGGUUCCGUGCCACAGAAGCGAGGCAACUUCACCACAUCCUGGCGUCUCUGUAUUCCCACCUCGAUGACGUCUCCAAAGAUUCUACGUGCCUUGGUGGUUCUCCCUCGACUUCCAUUGCGCUAUGUUUCUCUGCUCGCCUUAUCUUAUACGAUUUGUAUGCUUGCAACGAAAAAUACUCAACUGAUCAUGGAAGGUCUUCAGAAGAGGCAGAGAUGCAGCGUGAGGCCAUAUCCGGCAUCUUUGAUGUUGUCAGAUGUACAUGGAAACUUGCCCGUCAAUUACUCGAUUCAAUUCAACAAGGUGGUGGGAGUAAUCACGAUAGCGCUAACCCACUUUUGUGUCAUUGUCUUUAUGAAGCUGCAGGCGAAUGCGAAUGGUUGAUCCUUGAACAACAAGAUCCAAGUGCGAUUACAUGGAUAAAAGACAUCGUGGAGCUUCUCGAGGUAAUUGGAAAGCGAUGGCAAGCCGCAGGUGUAUAUCUGUCAGAGAUUUACAAAUGGCCGGGUUAUAGUGGCCUAGUUAAAUAACAUGGGCAGUAGGGUGUUGCCAGCAAUUAUAAACGAACCGAUUUUCAUUUAAAC